UUCAUCUUCCGUUCCACGUUCCAUUUUUCAUCUUCCAUUCCCAUACAACAUAAACAAAAACUCAUAUUUUCUGUUUCAUUCCUCCCCAUUCUUCGUCUUCUUCUUCCACCACAAAGAAGCACCACAAAUGCGAAUCCCAAUUCACAGAAGACUGAUCUUCUCUCUCCUCAUCUUCUCUCUCUUCCCAAUCUCCCUCUACGCCCGACCCUUCGUCCUCGUCAUCUCUCAGGACGACAUCAAGGACGCCGUCAACUCGCCGGACUCUGACAACCCCGCCGAUCCCGACUCCGCCGAGUGGGACGAGUUCGGCGACUCCGAUUCUCACAAGUCCGAUGAGGAGCUCGACCCAGGCUCAUGGCGGCCGAUCUUCGAGCCGGACUCUUCGGCCGCCGAGCCGUCGUCGGAGCCCGAUUCGCUGUACUACUCCGGCGUGUCGAAGAUGGUCAGAGCGAUGAGCGCCAGCGAAGAGGGGCUCAUGGACGAGGGCGUGUCGGAGAUCGAGGCCGCAGCAUCCUACGGCCAUCCCCACGCGAGGUCCGUGCUAGGGUUUCUGCACGGCUCGGGGCAGAUGAGGGAGAAGAACAAGGCGAAGGCCUUCAUGUACUAUCACUUUGCCGCUGAGGGUGGUAAUAUGCAGUCCAAAAUGUCUCUCGCCUAUACGUACUUUAAGCAAGAUAUGUAUGAGAAAGCAGUGAGACUUUACUCCGAAUUAGCUGAAGUUGCAGUUAACAGCUUCUUGAUAUCAAAGGAUUCGCCAGUGCUUGAACCAGUGAGGAUUCACAGUGGAGCUGAGGAGAAUAAGGAGGCUCUGAGAAAAUCUCGAGGGGAGGAGGACGAGGAUUUUCAAAUUCUGGAGUACCAGGCACAGAAAGGGAAUGCCGCUGCCAUGUAUAAAAUUGGUCUUUUCUACUACUUUGGACUGAGAGGGUUGCGGCGCGACCAUACCAAGGCAUUGUCAUGGUUUCUUAAGGCUGUGGAGAAGGGUGAGCCGAGGUCGAUGGAGCUUUUGGGAGAGAUAUAUGCAAGGGGGGCUGGGGUGGAGAGGAACUAUACAAAAGCACUGGAAUGGCUCACUCUUGCAUCGAAGCAGCAUCUUUAUUCAGCUUAUAAUGGAAUGGGGUAUUUGUAUGUCAAGGGCUAUGGAGUGGAAAAGAGAAACUACACCAAAGCAAAAGAAUAUUUUGAGAAGGCUGCUGAAAAUGAGGAUGCUGGUGGGCAUUAUAACUUGGGAGUACUGUAUCUCAAAGGGAUCGGGGUAAAAAGGGAUGUCAAACUAGCAUGUCAAUACUUUAUGGUAGCUGCGAAUGCCGGUCAACCAAAGGCAUUCUACCAGCUAGCAAAGAUGUUUCAUACUGGAAUCGGACUCAAGAAGGAUCUCACUAUGGCUACUGUGUUAUAUAAACUAGUUGCAGAGCGGGGACCAUGGAGUUCCUUGUCUCGAUGGGCACUGGAGUCGUACUUGAAAGGAGAUAUUGGCAAGGCAUUAUUCUUGUAUUCAAGGAUGGCGGAACUAGGCUAUGAGGUAGCACAGAGUAAUGCUGCAUGGAUUCUCGACAAGUAUGGAGAACACAGUGUAUGCAUGGGAGAAUCUGGAUUAUGCACAGACUCAGAGAGGCAUCAGCGUGCACAUUUUCUGUGGUGGCAAGCAUCUGAGCAGGGCAAUGAGCAUGCUGCAUUGCUGAUUGGAGACGCAUAUUAUUAUGGUCGGGGUACCGAGAGAGAUUAUGACCGUGCAGCAGAUGCUUAUAUGCAUGCGAAGGCGCAAUCUAACGCGCAAGCUAUGUUCAAUCUCGGUUUCAUGUAUGAGCAUGGUCAAGGACUACCCUUUGAUCUUCACCUGGCCAAGCGGUACUAUGACCAAGCCCUAGAGGCUGAUCCCAAUGCAAAGUUGCCUGUGACACUGGCUCUUAUGAGUUUGUGGAUACGUAACAACUAUGCUGACAGUUCCCUGGUUCAUUUUAUCGAUUCAUUGCCCGAAGCCUAUCCAAAAGUUGAAGAAUGGGUGGAGAAUGUGCUCUUGGAGGAAGGGAAUGCUACAAUACUGACUCUUUUUGCUUGUCUUAUUACUGUUCUAUAUCUUCGUGAGCGACAACGGAGGCAUGCUGUUGCUGCUGCGGCCGAGAUUCCUGCACCGCACCUCCCUGACGAUCAUAUUGCACCUAAUUGAUCGAUUUUGUCGUCUCAAAAACUAUGGUUCUCUUCGCCAAUGCUCUCAAUUAAUAGUAAUAUAAUAAGCCCUUCUUCUGCAAUACAUAAUGUACAGCUCUUCUCUCUUAAAUUUAGUUUGAACUUUGACAGGACACUCCAAUGUUCAAAAAGCACAUUGUACCAUAGCAAAAAAGAGGUGCGAUAAAAUGCAAAUGUAUUUGCGUCGCAUAUGAAAAAGUUUUGUUAUUUUCAUAGAUUUUAUCACUGCUACUUCCUGUUUUAGGAGCUGGAACUUACUGAUUCAAUUUCAAUGUGUUUUAAGUGUAUCAAAACUAAAGAAAUCUAAUAGCAUGCAGCAAUGUUAAUUCUUUCA
Molecule: messenger RNA, 2521 nt
Organism: Morus notabilis
Lineage: Eukaryota; Viridiplantae; Streptophyta; Magnoliopsida; Rosales; Moraceae
Product: ERAD-associated E3 ubiquitin-protein ligase component HRD3A
Exons: 6
Coding region: 128-2167 (679 amino acids)
Molecular function (GO): protein binding
Source: RefSeq, a predicted model, not a curated record